Pelodiscus sinensis (Chinese soft-shelled turtle) is the source of this 1380-nucleotide messenger RNA. NCBI's taxonomy places the organism in Eukaryota, Metazoa, Chordata, Testudines, Trionychidae. The record is from RefSeq and is a predicted model, not a curated record.
AACUGACUUUCUUAGAGGUUGAAAUUGUUUACCUUCUGGUACCUCAAAUACCAUGAAGUUUUCAGUUUUAAUAUUGCUAACUACAGCUUAACUUUUUAUACAGGCUACUGGACUAGGUGGGUCAGCAGUAGCAGGCCAUGGUUCAGACCAGAUUGAGACUAUGGAACCUGUUAAAGAUCGUAUCAUUAAGGUCACUUUCAAUGCGGAUGUGCAUGCAAGUCUACACUGGAAUUUUAGACCACAGCAAACAGAAAUAUAUGUUGUACCAGGAGAAACUGCACUGGCAUUUUACAAAGCAAAGAAUUCUACGGACAAACCAGUAAUUGGAAUCUCUACAUAUAACGUGGUUCCAUUUGAAGCAGGACAAUAUUUUAAUAAAAUACAAUGCUUUUGUUUUGAAGAACAGCGGCUUAAUCCCCAAGAGGAAGUGGACAUGCCUGUGUUUUUCUUCAUAGAUCCUGAAUUUGCUGAAGACCCAAGAAUGGCCAAAGUUGAUCUGAUAACACUUUCUUACACUUUUUUUGAAGCAAAAGGAGGACACAAAUUACCCCUCCCAGGUUAUCAAAAAUAGACUAUACAAUGAAUCCGUGGUUUCUUUGGUACCUAGCAGCCUGAUGAUCUGUCAACAUUGCAAAACACAUUCUUCCAAAGGCACAAGAAGGACAUGAAACACCACAUGGAAGUAUUAUACAAUAUGAAUUUAUUUGUUAUUAUUAAACCAUGACACAUAUGCUGUUAAGAUGUGAUUUUUAUUCUGCUUUCUAUAGAAGGACCUAUGUGUCUGAACACAAAGGGGAAAGGAAACCUUCUCGCCAGGGAUUAAUAUGGCGUUCCACACCCUCUUAAUCAUUAUUUUAUUCUUACAAGAGCCCCUGUGACAUAGGCAGUUAUACCCAUUUUAUGAAUGGAGGAACCAAGGUAAAGGGUUGAGGAAGUGAUAUGCCCAAGCUCAUGCACACAUUGAGCUUAGGUCAUAAAUGCCACUCUAUCCUUUCCCCCAGACCAUGCUUCCUGUCUUCCUUUUAGUGUAUAGGCUGUGAUAAAAGUAAUACCAAAAGUAAUGUUUCGGAGUUCUAGACAUCACUACAAGAGUCACAUUUGAAAUUAUGGCAGAAUAUCUAAUUGCUGUCAUUUAGGGCUCUGCAAAUUGCAUUUGUGUAUGAUUUAAGAACAGUGUGAUGCGGAAGAGCUCUUGUUGCUUCCCUGUCUCUAUUUUUAUGCAACUUUUACAUUUAAAACUAUUUGUUUUUAAAGUACUUGUAAGUCACUUUCAAAACAAAAGAAUGUUAUUGUACUGUGUAUUUACUGGCAUCCAGUGUAUCUUGUAAUAACACAAUGUGAAAUCUGACUAGACUGAUUAAAAAGGUUGUAAUAGUUUAA